Hypoxylon fragiforme is the source of this 5213-nucleotide messenger RNA. Its product is annotated as Pentafunctional AroM protein. Bases 150 to 4859 code for a protein of 1569 amino acids. The transcript has 2 exons. Lineage: Eukaryota; Fungi; Ascomycota; Sordariomycetes; Xylariales; Hypoxylaceae. Gene Ontology annotation, molecular function: shikimate 3-dehydrogenase (NADP+) activity; shikimate kinase activity; 3-phosphoshikimate 1-carboxyvinyltransferase activity. The record is from RefSeq and is a predicted model, not a curated record. Gene Ontology annotation, biological process: aromatic amino acid biosynthetic process; chorismate biosynthetic process. Gene Ontology annotation, cellular component: cytoplasm.
CUAUUAAAAAACAUAUAGGCGCACUUUGGAUUGCAUUUGCUGCUUGCUGCUCUUGCUACCUACUUACAGUACCUAUUCGACUUUUCUUCAGGUGUGACGAUCGGGAUACAACUGAACUACGAGUAUCACGACAGGCCCAUUAUACCAUAAUGGGUAGUGAGGAGAGCAACAUGUCGGGCCCAACCCGCAUCUCCAUUCUCGGGUCCGACUCUAUCAUUGUCGACCACGACAUCUGGAGGACCUUUGUUCCUGGCGACCUCCUCGACAACAUCAAAUCUUCUACCUAUAUCCUUAUUACCGACUCUAAUCUGCAUGAUCGCUAUGUUCCUCCCUUUGUAGACCUCUUCAACCAGGCCAUCGAGAGCCGAAAUCUGCAGACCCGACUUCUCACUUAUACCAUCCCCCCCGGUGAGACUUCUAAAAGUCGGGAGACCAAAGCCGAGAUAGAAGAUUGGAUGUUGGCUCGGCAAUGUACGAGGGACACGGUCAUAAUUGCUCUGGGUGGUGGUGUCAUUGGUGAUAUGAUUGGCUAUGUCGCUGCCACGUUCAUGCGCGGCGUCCGCUUUGUCCAAGUCCCGACCACUUUACUUUCCAUGGUGGACUCCUCUAUUGGCGGCAAGACUGCCAUCGACACCCCCAUGGGCAAGAAUCUAAUUGGGUCCUUCUGGCAACCACAGCGUAUCUAUAUAGAUCUCGCCUUUCUCGGAACUCUCCCCGUACGCGAAUUUAUCAAUGGCAUGGCUGAGGUCAUCAAGACCGCCGCAAUAUGGGACGAGUCCGAGUUUACCACCUUGGAACAAAAUGCUGCUCUAAUCCUAAGCUCUAUUAGGUCCAAGACAGCCAACCCCAGCGACAGACUAUUACCGAUCCGCGCUAUCCUCAAACGCAUUGUCCUUGCCUCCGCCCGCGUUAAGGCCGAAGUUGUCUCCAAGGAUGAGAAGGAGGGCGGCUUACGAAACCUACUAAAUUUUGGUCACUCCAUUGGCCACGCUUUUGAAGCUAUUCUAACUCCCCAGGUCCUGCAUGGAGAGGCUGUUGCCAUUGGCAUGGUAAAAGAGGCCGAAUUAGCUCGUUAUCUAGGUGUCUUGCGGCCGGGCGCAGUAGCUCGGCUCGUCAAGUGUAUUGCGAGCUACGACUUGCCGACUUCCCUCCACGACAAACGCAUUGUAAAGUUGACGGCCGGAAAGCAAUGUCCCGUAGACGUGCUACUACAAAAAAUGGCUGUAGAUAAGAAAAAUGACGGAAAGAAAAAGAAGAUUGUACUUCUAUCUGCUGUGGGCCAGACUCAUGAGCCCAAAGCUAGCGUGGUCGACGAUAGUGCCAUCAGAGUUGUGCUCUCCCCUGCCAUUCGGGUCAUUCCCGGAGUGCCGAAGGGGUUAAGCGUGCAGGUGACGCCUCCGGGAUCCAAGAGCAUCUCUAACCGCGCCCUGGUGCUCGCUGCUCUCGGUCAGGGAACUUGCCGGGUCAAGAACCUUCUUCAUUCUGACGAUACCGAAUACAUGUUGUCGGCUAUCGCCAAACUUAAUGGGGCCACUUACUCCUGGGAGGAUGCAGGUGAAGUUCUUGUGGUCACAGGAAAAGGAGGCAAGCUUCAGGCGAGCGACGAAGCGCUCUACCUUGGAAAUGCCGGCACAGCAUCUCGUUUCUUGACCACCGUAGUGGCUUUAUGCUCUCCAUCCAGCACGGCCUCGACUGUCUUGACCGGAAAUGCCAGGAUGAAGGUCAGGCCUAUCGGUCCACUCGUCGAUGCCUUGCGGUCAAAUGGUAUCAACAUCAAAUAUCUCGGACAGGAGCACAGCCUCCCCGUGCAGGUUGACGCAGCCAGCGGCCUCGAUGGUGGUGUCAUUGAACUAGCUGCGACUAUUUCAUCACAAUAUGUCUCAUCUCUUUUAAUGUGCGCGCCAUAUGCCAAGAAGCCUGUCACUCUUCGUUUAGUGGGUGGCAAGCCAAUUUCGCAACUAUAUAUCGACAUGACCAUCGCUAUGAUGGAGGCAUUUGGCAUAUCCGUCACGAAAUCUGCGGACGAACCUCACACCUACCAUAUCCCCCAGGGUGUUUAUAAGAAUCCCGACGAAUACGUCGUAGAAAGCGACGCCAGUUCAGCAACUUACCCUCUUGCUGUCGCCGCCAUUACCGGCACUACUUGCACAAUCCCUAACAUUGGUGCAAACUCCCUCCAGGGGGAUGCUCGCUUCGCAACGGAUGUCCUACGUCCGAUGGGAUGUACGGUGGAACAGACCGCUACGUCGACUACUGUGACGGGCCCAAGCCCAGGUAGCUUGAAGGGCAUUGACGUCGACAUGGAACCUAUGACCGAUGCUUUCUUGACAGCCUCCGUGCUGGCUGCCGUGGCAUCGGGGGAGACACGGAUUACUGGCAUCGCUAACCAACGUGUCAAGGAAUGCAAUCGUAUUGCAGCCAUGAGGGAGCAGCUUGCCAAAUUUGGAGUGCACUGCAGGGAACUUGAAGAUGGCAUUGUCGUGUCAGGGAAGCCACUCACCGAGCUUUCCGAGCCGACCGAAAGCAUUUACUGCUAUGAUGACCACCGCGUGGCCAUGAGCUUCAGUGUCAUAUCCGUUGUAGCACCGAGCCCUGUCCUUAUCCUAGAACGUGAAUGUACAGGCAAAACAUGGCCUGGGUGGUGGGAUGUGUUGGCCCAGUCAUUCAAGGUUAGCCUAGCAGGUGACGAUGUUACGCCUACUACGCACAAACCCGCAAAGGCAAAGGCAGCAGAAAUUGGGCCAUCUAUCUUCAUUAUUGGAAUGCGGGGUGCGGGAAAGACCACGACGGGUCGCUGGAUGGCGGACAUUCUCGAGUACUCCUUUAUCGACCUUGACCAUGAAUUAGAAAGGCGAGCUGGCAUGACGAUCCCACAAAUCAUCAAUGAAAGCGGACGAGGCUGGGAGGGUUUCAGGCACGACGAACUUGAGCUCUUGAAAGAUGUCAUGAAAAACCAAAGUCAGGGCCAUGUCUUUUCUUGUGGUGGCGGUAUCGUUGAGGCGCCCGAAGCGCAGGAGCUACUAAUUUCUUACCAUCGUAAUGGUGGUAUAGUGCUCCUCGUGAACCGCGAUCUCGAGCAGAUGAUAGAGUAUCUCAUGAAAGACCAGACUCGUCCUGCUUACACAGAGGAGAUUCGAGGUGUCUAUGAGCGCCGCAAACCUCUAUUCCAGGAAUGCAGCAAUUAUGAGUACCAUAGUCCUAUCCUUGACCCGCCUGGAGGCCUUGAGAACCCCCCAGCCGACUUCGUCCGCUUCGUGUCGGUAGUCACCGGGAAGGACAAGGGCUUCGAACACCUCAAGAAGCGACCUCUCUCUUUCUUCGUGUCGCUCACCUUACCUAGCGUGUCGUCAGCGCUCGAAGUGAUACCACGUGUGGUAGUCGGCGCGGACGCCGUCGAAUUACGGGUCGAUCUACUCGAUGAUAUCUCUCCGGAAUCUGUGACAAAGCAAAUUUCUCUGCUACGUUCUACAGCGAACAAGCCCAUCAUUUUUACACUUCGGUCCAAGUCACAGGGAGGUCGUUUUACCUACACGUCGGAGACGGAAUUGCUCCCCUUGUAUCAGACAGCCAUGCGCGCGGGCGUGGAGUACGUGGAUGUUGAGAUGACGCUUUCAGAUGAGACUUUAGCCGUCAUCCUCGAGUCCCGGGGCAGUUCAACGCGUGUCAUAGCAUCACACCAUGACCCCGAAGGCAAGUUAUCCUGGACCAACGGUGGCUGGCAAACGUGGUAUAACCGAGCUUUGCAAUGUGGCGAUAUUAUCAAGCUAGUGGGUGUUGCGAAGAAGAUGGAGGAUAACUUCUCACUCGCUACCUUUAAGGAUAGAAUGUUCAACGCACACGGGAAACCCAUCAUAGCCCUUAACAUGGGCACCAUAGGCAAACUUUCACGUAUACUGAAUGGUUUCCUAACACCUGUUUCGCAUCCCGACUUGCCUUUCAAGGCAGCUCCUGGCCAGUUGUCAGCAGCUGAGAUCCGUACUGGACUGUCCUUAAUCGGACAGCUCGACGCGAAGCAAUUCUAUUUAUUCGGUAAACCUAUCUCGGCAUCCCGGUCCCCGGCUUUACAUAAUACCCUAUUCCGCCAGACCGGACUGCCUCACAAGUACUCCCUAUUUGAGACCGAUUCCGCGGCCGAUAUUCAAAAGGUGAUUCGGUCACCUGAUUUUGGAGGUGCCUCGGUCACUAUCCCACUCAAAAUCGAUGUCAUGGGCCUACUUGAUGUUAUCUCAGAGCCGGCUAAAGUGAUCGGCGCUGUCAAUACGAUUACACGCGUUUCCUCGGAUGACGAAGAGAAGAUACGGUUGCGUGGGGAUAAUACGGACUGGAGUGGCAUGGUUUACUCCCUACAUUCAGCAGGGCUAGUUACACCGAAGGUAGGCACACGUAGCGCGAUGGUGGUGGGUUCCGGUGGUACGAGUAGAGCUGCCAUCUACGCACUACAUCAUCUUGGCUACAGCCCUAUCUACAUAUUGGCACGAAACUCCAAGGCUGUCCAAACUCUUCGUGAGCAAUUUCCCCCCGACUACAAUAUCAAGCAAGUCACCGAGACUUGCCACGUAGACUUCCACAACGAUCCAGAUGUUGUCAUCAGCACAAUUCCUGCCGAUAAGCCGAUCGACAGCGACCUGUACCACCUGCUCAGAUAUUUAUUGAGGGAGGCUAGGGACCCGCCAAAUUACUUGCUAGAGAUGGCUUAUAAGCCUCGCUGCACACCAGUCAUGGAGCUGGCGGAAGACGCGGGCUGGUACACCAUUCCGGGUCUGGAGGUGCUUGCAUCACAAGGCUUCUAUCAGUUCCAACUCUGGACGGGCAUUGUACCUCUCUUCCCCGACGUACGAGCAGCUGUCCUAGGCGAGUAAGUAGGUGCGAUAACACGACACGUCAGUAGUGGCACGCUGGACACAUUUUGAGAUUUGUACGCAUAUCUAUUACCUGGUGCUUUCCGACGCUAUCUACCUAACCUAGUUUGAUCCAUGCCUACCUAAUCACGUAGCGUACUUACGUAGUGUCAAGGAUAUUUUAUGCAGAUAAUACUACCAAAUAUUUCCUCCUUGCCAUAUCUACAUAUUAGUUGGUUCCAUAUACGUUACGUACAUACAUGAAAGGCUGAGUACCUACGCAUCAUUCCAUUCUCGCGGGUGUCUCAGCAUCGCCCUGAUACCUACCUAAGUACCGUCCGUGUCUUCCGGAGCCAUGAGAGUCACCUAUGAAGU